Molecule: messenger RNA, 4498 nt
Organism: Oppia nitens
Lineage: Eukaryota; Metazoa; Arthropoda; Arachnida; Sarcoptiformes; Oppiidae
Exons: 14
Coding region: 74-4354 (1426 amino acids)
Source: RefSeq, a predicted model, not a curated record
UUAUAUGGCAUUUUUUUCCUAUAAUGAUUAAUUAAUUAAAUAAAUCAUUAUUUAAAAACAAUAAAUAAUAAUUAUGGCCAUAAGUAGAUUAAAAUUAUUAUUAUUAUUAUGUUUAACAAUAAUUGUUGGACACAUUUCAUUGUAUUAUGCCGAUGAUAGUGAGACUACAGGUGCGGCCGCUGACGAUACACCAACAACAACAACGUCAGGAGCACCGGCUGAUGAUAGUAGUAGUGACAGUAGUAGUAGUAGUAGUAGUAGUGAAGAUCAUACCCUAAAAUCAGCCAAUCCUGAGACUAGCAGUGAUGGUAGUGGCGGUGAUGAUACUACUACUGCUGAUGCUGCAGAAGCUGACCAUAACCUACAGGCCAGCCAAUCGGCUGAUGAUAGUAGUAGUGGUGAUAGUAAAGGGGACGGUAGUAGUAGUGGUAAAGGUGCUGCCGAUACGGGUCAAGUAAUGAAAAUAAUUAAGGAUACCAUACGGGAGGUCAAUCCUAUACGAUUGAUUAAGGACUUGGAUCCCGAUCCACUCAUUGAAAUCGAUGGCCUAAAUAUGAAAAUAUUGAAAAUGCCCCUGAGCUAUUUUCCGGGAAAUUAUUUUAGUAAAAUGGAACAUAAAACUAAAAUGACCAGGGCUGAACUAGGUAAAACGGUAGGUGCCGAUCUGGAUAAUAAAAAAGAUGAUAUAUGGGUCGGACUGGAACCGAUGCUAAAAUUGGGUAAACAAAAACAAUUGAAACUGGGUGAUUAUUUUCAUUUUAUGGGCCUUAAUCUGGAUCAAUAUGAGGAUAAAUAUGAAAAUAUUAUGCUCAAUGCUGUACGUACGCCAGUAACCUUUAUCGACAAUGUAGCCAAACAUGGCAUACAAUUGUAUAUUGAUAAAGUUAAAAAGUUUUUCAAAAGUCAAGGGGGCGUUACCGGUGUUGCAAUGAAUCUAUAUAAAAAUCAGACAGGUGUCGACGUGGCCAAGUAUGCCCAACAAGCUGUGGAUACAGUUAAAAAAUUUGAUGUCAAUAAGGAAAAACUAAAAUUAGAAAAACAAUGGGAAACCUAUAAAAAAGAUGCCGAUCUUAAAGCUAAAAAACAAUACAAACAAAUGUUUGGUAAGGGUGGCCAAGUGGAACAGGUCAAAAUCAAAUCCAUUAAGGCAUUGAACGCAUUGAUACAUUUUGUUAAAAGUAUGAAAGGACAGGGAGGCGAUCCCAUACACGCACUGUCCGAUUUGGUCUACAAAACAAUGGGUCCUCAAGGACGGGCAAUAGUCUACAUUGUCUACCAGCCUAUGGCAACCCUAAUGAAUCAGGUAUUCGGGCCACUGUUGCUGAUCGGCAAAGUCCUUAACCAACAGGAAGAUCCCUGGGAUCUGGUACUGGCAUUACCGCCGAUUAUCAUCCAAUCGUCGGGCGGUCUAUUCAAACCCGUACUGAUGGUCGUCGAACCCCUACUCCGAUGGUUCCGAUUUCUGUCGACCGGCGAAUACUAUCGUUCAAUGUCUUGCGGCCUGGAUUUGGCCGCCGCACACGGUGUCAACAUUUACGGCGGCGCCUACAAGGCUAAGGUAUUGUAUGCUAAUAAAACUGGCGGCGGCGGCGGCGGCGCCCAUACGGACGACCAUACUGUCCAAUCGGUACUGGGAGACGAUGAGACAACCACUAGUGGUAGUAGUUUAGAUCAUACGGACGGGCCAUCGUCUAGUCGUAAGCGUCGUAAACGUGCGGCCACUACUGCCGCCGCAUCGCUGACUACUAAAGCGUCGACCGGUGGUGGCGGUAGCGCCGAUAGCACUGAAAUCGAUUUGCCCGAUCCGACCGAACCGCCACCAGGUAAAGGCCAUUUCGAUAGGUAUAUCAAGGAGAAGCCGCAUUUCAAUCGUAAAGCCGAUAAACGGUUGGCCGAUAGCUAUCAGGGCGGACCGCCGCCCGGCGGCUACAAAAUGGGUCUGAAAAAUGAUGGUAAACUAGAUCUGGACGAUGAAGAUAUGGUUACCCGAUUGCUACUGUCACCUGAUUUUUUGCUAAAAGUUGGCGGACCAGUGUUCGUACCGAUGGCAUCGGUAUUGGCACCCGUACUCCGGGCUAUCAAUACAAUGGUCAAUAGUAAAAUCGAUUUUAAUACCCGUGUCACUGAAAUACCCGAAAUUUUAAAAGGGGUCGGUUUUGUUGCCCCACUAGCCGAUGUUAUUCGUAUAAUGUUGCCGAUCAUUAAAAUCGUCCACGCAGUUAACAUAGGAAAGAUAAGUCCCACCCAACUGGGCGUUCAAAGUGGUUCACUGGUCCAACAGUUUACCAAUCCUGUACUGCACGAAAUUGUACGCAAUCCGGGCAAACUGAGUCGGGCAAUGCUAGCUUGGCUGCACGGUUCGGGCGGUUUGUUGGCCAUGAUCCGGAUGCAAGUCCAAGGUGACGUACCCCAGACGGCACCGGGAGCCGCGCAUGUAGCCCGGGAUGAACUGCGGCCGUAUUCGGAUUUUAUUGUACGCGGUUUGGGCGAGUUUAUGGGCGGCUGGCUGUUGACGUACGUACAGGCGUGCGGUCCGAUCGGGUCGAUGAUGGGCGCAAUGUUUGGCGGAUUGUUGGGCAAUAUUAUUGAUCCGAAAAAAUUCCUGGAAAUACCCGGCCAUAGGGUCAACCUGAAACAGCAACCAUUGAAAAAUAUGCUAGUUGCACUAGACAAUCUGUCAAUGAUGACCAAAUCGGCUCACGAUAAAAAUACAUUGUUGACGGCACUGUUGGGCGGCCAGGAUCCCGAUGUGCUCCGGAUGGUCGGUAUUGAUAUUGAAAAAUUAACCUUGGCCGGCAUCGAUGCUGGCCUACUAUUGGCCGGCGGUAAACAACUAUUGUCUAAAGAAGCUCAGGCCAAAUUGGCCAGUCCCGAAUCGGUUGGCCUAAACGGUGCAGCCAUGGCCAAGCUGGGACUGGAUACAGCUAAUUUAUUAGAGUCAGGCCUAUUGACGGCCAAUGAGGCUAAGCUCAAGGAGGUCGGCGUCGAUAUCAAACAUCUUUUCAAUCGCUAUAUGCGCUACUGUUUGGUGGACGAGAAAAAAUUGUCGGCCGCCGGCAUCGAUAUACGUGCGGCCGUCAAACUGGGCAUAGAUUUGCCGGUGUUGUUGGCCGGCGGUAUCGGUGCACUGGGACCGGACCUGCAAAAACAAUUGGGCAUUCAGGCGGGCGAGUCGGGAUCGUUGGACAAACUGGGCAUACAGUCGGCCAAAUUGAAAGCUAUCGGAAUUGAUCCAGUACAUUUAGCCAAACAUGGGCUCCGGGAUCAUGAAGAUAUGAGCGAUAAACUGGGUCUGGAUGUCGACGAUUUGCUAGCAUCGGCUUAUGUCGGGUUUGAACCAAAAGUAUUGGCCAAAGCCGGCAUCAAUAUACCGCUAAUGUUGAGCUCCGGUAUUGAUCCGAAAUUGUUGCUAAUCGGUGGACUCAAAAAACAUCUAAAUAAUGACGUAUCGUUGGGAACGUUAGCUAAAAUAGGUAUCGAUGCCAAACAUAUCAACUCGAUUGGCAUCAAUAUUAAUUUGAUAUUGGAUCAUGGUGUUUCCAUAUUCAGUCCGAUGAGCAUGGUCAAAUUGGGCGUCGAUCCUAUGCGCAACAUUAUUGGUGUACUAUCCCGUCACGGUCUCGAUUCGUUGACCAGUGGUCUGGGUCAUUCGGCACAAGUAUCCUACGGUUUUGUGGCCAAUAUAUUGAAAAUCAUUGAACACCUAAUCGGUCAGUUACCGUCCAUCUAUCAACUGCCCUAUAUUGGACCGAAACUACAGAAUCCGGAUGGUAGCUGGAAGGGACCGGCAGCCAUAAUCAUGCACCAAGUGAUUGGCAUACGCAACGAAAAGGGUACCCUAUUGUAUGUAUUGAGAAAAGUGUUUGCCGGCCAUUGGACCAAAAAAGAUACCAGAGAACUGCUGGGACCGUUACAACAAAAAUUCAAGGGCAACAAGACAACAACAACUAGCAAACCCAGGCGCAUCAAACCGGACCAGUCUAAGGUCGACCAAUACAUUAGCAAAGCUGUCCGAUUGAAAGUGGGUCAGUCGCGUACAACGCCCAAACCCGGCUCAUACAUUGCCCUGAACAGCCUAAAACAUUUGGCAGUCCAUCCCCAUAAGCCAAUUGAGCCGGACGUUCCCCAUAAUGAAGUACACGACGAACGGGAGGAUAAAGUGCUGAAAACAUUCAACGAAGAUCUGGGCAGUAAGGAUAGUACUGGCGAUGGUACAGGUGCUCAUCAUAGUGGUGAUGCUAGUAGUGGGGGUAGUGGUGGAGGUGCAGGUGGGGGUAGUGGUGGUUCAACAGUCAAACCGACUACUAAACCGCCAAAAGGCGGUAUGUUUAGUAGUCUAAAACGAAUCGGUUAAUAACCCCCGCAUCCCCGUCAACCCCCCACCCCCGGGAUACAGCACCUACAUUUUUAUAUCAUAAUAAUAAUAAUUAAAUACCCCGGGGGUGCAAACUAGUAGCUAAUAAUUAUUUUUUUUUGUUGAAAAAUUAAAACACACACA